UUAAGUCUGAAUUUUGUUUAGUUUUAGUUUGUUGUUUUCAAUCUUAGCGAUUUCAGUGAAAUUCACAAAAAAUGCAUUCGAUUCGAAUAUUAUUGCUUAUCGCGGCGAUAAUAUUCGAUACAAUCGAUAUUACAAUCGAACAAUCAUUUUCAUCAUUAUCCGAUGGUGAUUGUUUGGAUUUUCAUUCAUAUGAUUAUUUCCGUUAUUCACCUAAUGGUUAUUAUAACCCAAAUACGGGUUUAACUGGCGCGGAAUGUGCUCGAAUUUGUAGUGAAAGUUCCUUGCCACAUGCCGGUCUAAUAAGUCGCCGAUAUUGUCUUUGUGGAUCGGAACAUGAAUCGGAUCAAAUUCGUUUAAUACCAAAAGUAACCAGUGAUCUUUGUGAUCAAAAUGAUAAUUAUAUGCGUUAUUAUCGUGGCGAACCUACCGGUCGAAUUGAAUCAUUAACGAUUCGUUUACGUAAACAAAUUCUUUUGAUCGAAGAAGAUAUCUAUUUUGAUCUGGUAUCCGAAGCAAAUGGCCCAUUAGAAUAUCGCAUUGAUUUUGGUGAUGGCAGUGAUUUGAUUGAUUGGACACCAGCCAAUACAUUGAAACAUUAUUAUCAUCUCUCCGGUACAUAUACGGUUCGUGUUGAAGCUCGUUUGAUUUCCAAACCAGAUAUCCGUAUCAAACAAAUUCGUCAAAUUCGUGUAGAAAGUAAAAUCAGUAAUGAUCAUCUAAAAAUUGAAUGUCCAAGAGUUGUUGAGCCUGAUGAUAAAGUUGAUUGCAAUGUUUUGAUUAAAAUGGGAACUCAAAUGCAAAUGAAAAUCAAUUAUGGUGACGGUGAACAAUCCGACCUGAUUAAUUUACCCGAUAUUCAAAUGAAAUAUAUUGGCGUGAAUAUACCGAAAGAAAAUCAUAGUGACAUUUUCUGGGAUGAUCAAUUACAACAAUCAGAUUUGGUUGUUUUUUCCAUACCACCCGAUACAUUGGGUUUGCAUGGAACUAUUUUAGCUAUCGAAGGUUAUGGUGCAAAAAUUGGUCGUUUUGUGGUUCACAUUUUGCGAAAAAUUUGCCAUGAUGAACAAGAUUGUUUGGGAACGGUUUUAUCUUGCUUUGAACCAAGUGCGCUUUGUUCAUCAUCAAAAAAAUGCAACAGUGAUUGUCAACAUUUCCAUAAAAAAUCACAACAAUAUCAAUUGAUUAAGACAUUCGAUUUGGCUAUUACUGAUGGGCCAUUCUACCUGAAAUCAUUCUCAUCUUUCAAACUGUUAUCAGAUGAUUUGAUUGCAUUUCGUAUGCGUGAUGCACAGCUUGCAUAUCGUCAAUAUAGACCGGAUGAGGAGCCAGAUUUUAAAUUUCAAAUGACCGAUGAUCAAGCUACUGUUUUCGAUUCAACCAAAUUUAAACGUAUCGACGAUCGAAAAUAUCUAAUACGUUUGAUUGUAAGCGAACCAUUGACAUUUACAAUGCCACACGUUUAUAGUCAAAGUGGUAGAUAUCCGAUCAAAUUCGAAUUCAACAAUGAAUUCGAUCAAAAUGAUUUAAUAACUCGAACGAAUUUUGUUAGCGUCCAAAGUAUUAUAUCGAAAAUGCGUUUAACAGUCAAACCACCAAAUACAGCUGUGGCGAAAAAAGUCGAUAUCGUCGUUCAAUUAUCCAAAGGUUCAAAUAUUCAAUUGGAAUGGGAUUUUGGUGAUGGUAAUCAAACCUCUGAACACAUUCCCUUAAUCAAAACAAAUCAAAAAUUCAUUCGUUCAUAUUAUUAUCAUUCACCGGGUAUCUAUCAUAUUCAUAUUAUGGCUGCAAAUCUUCAAGGUAAUACUUCAGCAACACAUGAAAUAAUUGUCGAACAUCCAGUGUUAAAACUAUGGAAAAUCGUAACAAAUUCGCCGGUAUUAUUGCCGGAUUUGGUAAAUUUUACUGUUAUUUAUCCGGAAGAAAAGAAAAUGCCAACAAAUGCAACAUUUUUCAUGAUAUUUGGUGAUGGACAGCGGCAUUUAUGGCGUAUCCCUGAAGAUAAUGAUAAAUGGGAUGGUGAAUAUGAAAUUCGACAUCUGUAUGAAAAAUCUGGCCUUUAUAAUAUCGAUGUUGAUAUAUCGAAUGUUGUUUCAAAGUUGAAAAAACGUUUUCAAGUUGAAGUAAUGCGUCGUAUUGUCGGCCUUCGAAUGAAAGCAUCAAAAAGUCUUCAACAAUCAAGUGACCAUGUUUUUAUGGAUAAUGAUCCAUGGAUAAAAUUAAUAUCAUCAAAUUGCACUAUAAAUUUUAAUAUUACUAUCGAUUCGGGUGAUGUCGAAUAUUAUCUACUCAAAAUGAAUGAUCAAUUUUAUGGAAAAACGACCGAUCCAUUGUUGAAUAUAACAUUUCAAGAACCAGGAAUAUAUAAUCUGACUGUUUAUGGUUAUAAUCAUAUCCAAAAUUUAUCUGAACCAUAUAGCCAAGUUAUGCAAGUAUUUUCACCCGUCAAAGGUUUAGAUGUCAUCGAUAUCAGCAAUGAUACUUUGGAUGUGGAAACAAAAUAUUUCAUUAUUAACAUUGAAAAUGUUGGUACCAAUUCCUGUCUGUUAAUUGAUUAUGGAGAACGAUCAAAAGCAGAAGAUUAUUAUACCUACGGUGAUUACCAUCAUUGUCAACAACAAUUUCCCAAAUAUACAAGUGUUAUACAUAAUGAUACGCUGGAAGAUCAACUCUAUGUUCAACGCAAAUAUACCAAACCAAAAGAUUAUUUUGUUUCAGUAACAUUGGCUAAUCAGAUUUCUCGACAAUAUCGCAAAUUUAAAGUGGUUGUGAUUGAAAUAGAUUGUAAACCGCCCAUCAUAAAGAUCAAAAAUCAAAUUACACAUUGGAAAUCAGCCGGACAAGUAUGGCGUUCAAAACCAAUACAACUUUAUUCAAAAACAUUUAUCGAUUGUAAUGCAACAUUUGAAGCAAAACGUUUUUGGAAUGCAUAUCUGUUGAAUAAUGAAACUGGUCAAACGAUAACGACAAUAGAUUUGUCUGAUUUAGAUUCAUAUGAUAAAAGCUUUCUUUAUGUACCGGCAUUUCAUCUGAUGCCUGGUUAUUAUCGUUUUGAAUUUGGUCUCAAUAUGACAUGUCCAUAUCUGCAUCCAGUAUUACCGAUGACAACAACGUUAUCAACAUAUGUUCAAAUAGUGCCAUCACCAAUUAUGGCAUUAUUAGUACAAGGGGCACAAUCACGUAUCGUACGUGGUUGGGGACAAAUGAUUCAAUUUUCACCACGCAAGUCAUCAAUCGAUCCUGAUGAUAUUGAUAAUAAAAAUUUCGAAAUCAAAUGGUAUUGUCGCCGAUUACCAGAUGAAAUGAUUAAUAAUCUUCUGCCCGAUGAACGACAAAACUUUUCCGAACCAAUAUUCGAUCGUUCAACAUUGGAUGAAGAAUGGGGAGAUGAUGAUGGCGGUGGUUGUUUUGGACAAGGACCCGGUCGUAUUAAUAUGACAUCGGAUGAAGUUACAUGGAACACUACCGUAUUUCGUAAAGCAGAAGAAACAUAUGAAAUUGUCAUACAAAUCAUACCGGAAGAUCGUGAUCCAUCAUGGGGUGCAAUACAGCUGACAAUAUUGAAACCAAAACCACCAUCAGUUAAAGUUGAAUGUCAAACAAAAUCAUUAUGCUAUCCACACUAUCCGAUUGGACAGAAAAUUAAUCCAGUUCGUGUUGGUCUUGAAGGUCGUUGUACCGAAAGUUGUGAAGGUGAUCUAACAUAUCGUUGGAAUGUUUAUGGUUUGGAUAACAAUACCGAAAUACAUCUUGCGCAAGCUGAUAAAUUUGUUGUCGGUGUUGAUGAACCAAAAAUGGCAUUAGGAAUAGCAUUUUUCCAGGAAUAUUAUCCAAGAUUUAAGGAUUUUUUUGUUCGUUUAACAAUCACCAAUGAACGUCAUUUAAAAGGCGAAUCCGAUAUAUUCCUGCAUAUCAAUCAACCGCCUGAAGGUGGUGAAUGUCAAUUGAAAUAUUCAAAAACACGUGCAUUAUUGGAUCGUCUGGUAGCACGGUGUUCAAUGUGGAUUGAUCCUGAAGAUCGCCCCAUUGAAUAUUAUGGAUUUUGGACCCGAAAUGUUAAUGAUGGUGUUGUUAGCUAUCUAAUGUAUGGUCCUGAUAAACGUGUACAAUUAAUAUUGCCAUAUGGGAAUUUUACUGUCGGUGUUGAUAUUCGUGAUAAAGAAGGUGCACUAACCAAAAUUGAAAUGGCCAAUAUUACAACAACAUUGCCCACUAUUGAGGAAUAUGAUAAAUUUAUGAGUUCAAAACAAUUGGAAAAAACUGAUGCAUCCGGUGAUCAAUCUCUGAUGAAUAUGAUGGCACAAGCAUUAUCAUCCCUAAUGAAUAUCAAUUUUGGUCAUCAAACUAAUCCAAAUUCAACAACAACCACAACAACCACUACAACCACCACCACAACAACAGCAUCAUAUGAUUAUAUUGAUGAAAAUGCAAUCGAACGUGAAGCACAAACCAAAACAAUGAUUAUCAAAUCAGUUACAACAAUGAUGAAUGCUGAUACGUUGUUUAGUUUGGAACAAAUUGGUAGUGCAUUGACAGCAUUGGCUGGUAAAGGAAAAUCCAUUGAUAAUGAUGCUAAAGAAAUGAUUAUACAACUAUUAAACAAAACUAUUUCCAUUGCAUCGACGUUACCGGUAGAAUCACCGCAACAAUUAUUGGAUUUUUGUCGAUUUGCUGUCGGUACAAUGGGUGGUAUUGUGAAUCGAAUGUCCGAACAAAUUGUUUCCGGUGUUGUUCUACCAAAUGAUCGAUCAAAAGGAUGGAAUCUUGAUUAUAGUGUUGAAGUGCCGGAUGUUGAUGAUGAACCUGAUUAUAUAAUGGAUUCGAAAACAUCGAUCGAAGAUGCUCUCAAUAAAGCAGUCAUACGUGCUGAACGUCAAGUAGCUGAAUUGCAAAUACGACAAAUGAUUGAACUGACAAUCAAUUUAGUUUUGGCCAUAUUGAAAAAUAUUGUUGUCGGUGAAGAACCAGUACAAUUUGCUGCACCAAGUGGCUUAGUUUUGACAAUAGCUAUGUAUCCGAAAGGAUCGAUAUCGAAUAAAGUUAUUAAACAUGAAGAUUCUACUUAUAUAUUCCCACAUGUAUGCGAUAUACUAGCUGGACAUCCUUGUUUUGGUAAUGAAACACUCGGCAUACUAGCCGUAUCAUGGCCAUCAAUUCUAGAAUCAUAUGGUAAUAGUGUGGAUUUGCUGUCCGAAGAUACAAAAACAUUACAAUUGCUGGUCAUCAAUGAAAAAUUAGAUAUUUUGGAUGUUCAUAAUACCACCGAACCAUUCAGUAUUAUUGUACCAAGAAAAUCGGCACAAGAAUUGGACACUGAAGAAACUGAUCUGGCUUAUGUCGUACCUGAAUUGAAAUUCUAUGAAUCAAUGGUUUAUCAUCAGGUUUUGGUGGAAAAAGCUGAUUCAGCAAUGAAUAUCGAAAUACGACCAACAAAUCCUCAAUCAGAUCUGUUACUCUACGUAAAAUAUCGUGAAAAACCGUUAUUUGAUUAUUGGGACUUGAUAAUACCGAUAAAAAUGGCUAAAAAAUCCAAAGAAGACGGUUCAUAUAAUAUAUUUCUUUCCAAUCAUAUCAUUCAAAAUCGAACUGGAUUUUUUUAUAUUGGUGUCGUUGAAAUUGAUCGUGAACAAGUUCUCCGCUCAAAUGAAUCCUAUAUUUUAGAUGAAAUCUUGGUUAUCGAUGAUCAACAACAACAAAUGGAACGAAAUUAUACAAUCACUAAUUACACAUUACCGGGUGCUCUACGUCAAUACAGUACCAAUUAUUCAAUGAAAAUCUAUACAUCGGGAUGCUAUUUUUUUGAUUAUCAUCGAAAAAUUUGGACAGCAGAAGGUUGUCAAGUUGAAUGGGCAAAUUAUGCCAUGACCCACUGUCGCUGUAAUCAUUUGACAUCAUUUGGUUCGGGUUUUUUCGUAAUGCCAAACUCUAUUGAUUUUUCCUAUGUAUUUGCUAAUGCUGGUUUUUCUGAUAAUGUUACUAUUUAUAUGACCAUUGUUAUCACAUUGAUGAUCUAUGCCAUGUUAUUAUCAUGGGCUCGAAAAAAUGAUCAAGAAGAUUUGAUUAAACUCGGUUCAACACCAUUACCUGAUAAUAAUCCAAUGGCAAAAUAUCUUUAUGAAAUUAUCGUUUAUACUGGCGAUAAAGAUGAAGCUGCCACUGAUUCGAAAAUUCAAUUCAUUCUAUCCGGUGAAGAUGAAGAAACUGGUGUUCGAACAUUAUCCGAUCCAUUCCGUAAAGCAUUUUGUCGUGGUGAAACAAAUUCCUUUGUUUUAGCCACUGAAAAACGUCUGGGACGUUUAAAUUACAUCCGGAUAUGGCAUGAUAAUAGUGGUGAAGGCAAAUUUAAAUCUUGGUUUUUAAGUUUUAUCGUUGUUAAAGAUAUUCAAACGGGGGAAAAAUUUGAGUUUAUCUGUAAUAAAUGGUUGGCCGUUGAAAAGGAUGAUGGUUCUAUUGAUCGACUGUUGCCGGUUGCUAGUCAAGAGGAAGCCACCCAAUUUACACAUUUAUUCCAUCAAACAACACAGAAAAAUCUGGCCGAUGGACAUUUAUGGUUCUCGAUAUUUAUGCGUCCACCACGUAGUCGUUUCACCCGAGUACAACGUGUUUCCUGUUGUAUGGCAUUGCUUUAUCUUUCAAUGUUGGUCAAUGCAAUGUGGUAUCAGCGUGUUCCAUCCAAACCAAGUGGAUCAUCCGUUGAAUUUGGACCAUUUUCGUUGUCACCCGAACAAAUUGGUGUUGGUUUUAUGUCAAAUUUGAUUGUUUUCCCAGUUACAUUCCUCAUAAUUAUCUGCUUUCGUAAAGCACGUUUGCGUCGAUUACGUCCAUCACGUAUAACUGAAGCAUUGAAAAAGCAAAAAGUUUAUAUCGAACAAAUGAAAACAAAAACAUCAUCAAUCGAUAGUAACAAUAAUCAGUUAUCGAAAGAUAAGGUUAAUUUUGAUGAAUUUUCCAAUAGUAACAACAAUCAGCAGCAAAGAAGAAUUAUACGAAAAGAAUCCAAACGAUUUACAUUACCAUUUUAUUUUCGUUAUGUUGGCUGGGCAUUAUGUUUCUUGUCGAUUGCUGUAUCGGUAUUUUUCCUAUGGGCAUAUGGUAUUCAAUUCGGUGAUGAAAAAACCCGUAAAUGGAUAACAUCAUUGAUAAUAUCAUUUUUUGCUUCGGUAUUGGUUACCCAACCAAUUAAAGUAUUUUUAACAGCAUUGAUAUUGGCAACAUUAUUCAAAUCACCUGAUAUUGAUAUUGAUGAUAGUGAAGAAGAUGAAGAUGAUAUUGAUCUAACAAUGUUGGAAACCACCAAUCAAUUACAAAAUCAAUCCGGUCAUGCUGCUGCAGGUUAUCUACGUUCGCAAAUGUAUCGAUCACCGAAUGCAACAAUAUUAUCUAGGAUUAAAGCACAGCGAUUACAAGAGAUAAAAAUCAUAUUCAUAUUGAAAGAUAUAUUCUCUUAUAUAUGUUUUCUUUGGAUAUUAACCGUUAUCGGUUAUGGUAAUCGUGAUCCAUCAGCAUACCUGAUGAAAGAAACAUUAGUCAAAACCAUCAUUGAAGAUUCAUUCAAUAAGAUUAAUUUCCUGCAAAUUCGUCAAUCUGAUGAUAUGUGGAAUUGGAUUGAUAAUACAUUGAUAAAGAAUUUAUUAAUCGGGGAAUGGUAUAAUGGUUAUAAACCACUUGGCCUACGUGGUUUUAUGAAUGAUCGUGUUAAUCGUAUGAUGGGUUAUGGUAUCCUUCGGCAAAUUCGCAUCAAACCAAAUACAUGUCAACCAGAAUUAUAUUUACGUAAAAUGAUUGAUCGUUGUCGUGCAUAUUCCAAUAUUAUACAUGAAGAUCAAAUGAGUUAUCUGCCAGGUUGGCAACGACCAAAGGAAUUAUCCUAUGUGAAUGAAUCAAUACCUCGCAGUCGUUCAGGUUUGCUGAAUCCAUCAAAAAGUCAAAAAGAUGAAUGGAAUUAUCGUACAUCAAAUGAAUUGGAUGGAUUUUCAUUUAUUGGAAAACUGGAUAUUUAUAGCGGCAGUGGCUAUGUAAUACCAUUGAAAGGAUCACGUGAUGAAUUGAAACAACGAAUUCGUCAUUUGCUGGCGCAGAAUUGGGUAGAUGAACGGACUCGGGCAUUGAUUGCAGAAUUUUCCGUCUAUAAUGCACAGGCAAAUCUUUUCGGUAUUGUGACCUGUGUUUGCGAAUUUCAGCCUGGUGGUGGUAUUAUUCCCACUUAUCGUAUCGAUGUUGUUCGCUUGAUGCGUCAUCAUCAAGGUUCUGGAAUGUUUGUGAUAAUGUGCGAAAUAAUAUAUUUGAUUUUCAUCAUAUAUUUUACUGUGCGCGAACUGAAACUAUUCCGACAACAAGGUUCAGCUUAUUUUCAAAGUUAUUGGAAUUGGGCCGAAAUAUUUAUCAUUGUCAUGUCAUAUUUGGCUAUUGGUCUUUACUUUUAUCGUAUCAUUCUCACUAAUCAAAUUCUAUCGGUAUUUCAUGAAAGUCAUGGAAAUGGUUAUGUUAAACUGCAAUAUGUUAGCCUUGUUGAUGAGUUGUUUGGUUAUAUUUUGGCAUUCAUUGUUUUUGUUGCUAUAUUGAAAUUCAUCAAACUGUUACGAUUCAACAAACGUAUGGGAAUCCUGUAUGCAACAUUGGCACAAUGUUCAAAAGAUUUGAAAUCAUUUUCAAUUGUAUUCUGUACCGUAUUCUUUGCAUUCGUGCAAAUGUUUUAUGUUUUAUUCGGUGUUACGAUGAAAGAAUAUUCAUCAUUUAUUAACGCAGCUGAAACAACAUUCGGUAUGGUUACCGGUAAAUUUAAUUUCGAAUCAAUGAUAAUGGCUGCACCAUUGUUAGGACCAAUAGUAUUCUUUAUAUUUGUUCUAUGUACAAGUAUUAUAUUGGUCAAUAUUUUCCUCACCUUGAUCAUCAGUGCAUUUGAAACGGUCAAAAGAGAUGUUAUGAAACAAAAUAAUGAAUACGAAAUUAUCGAUUUCAUGAUGAAAAAAUUCAAAAGUAUGCUCGGUCUGUAUUCAUUUUCAGCAAACUUGUUUGAAGAAAAAAUGGACGAAAAACAACGAAAAAGGAAAUUAAUUGAAGAACAAAUUGAAUCAUUGCCGGCAAAAUUCGAACAACUUCGACAACAAAAGAUCAAAAAUCAAUCCAAAUCAAUAACCGCCGCCGCUGCGAAGAAGCAAAAUGAACCGAUUGUAUUGAAUGUGCGUGGAUUAGACCAUCGAUCAUUACGAUCGAAGAAAAAUCGAUUAUCACAUCAACAAAGCAGUAAUACUAGUAAUGAUUCGAAACGAUCCAAUCAACAAAAAUUCGGUGAAGAAAUCAGUGGAAUACAAAAAGUUUCAUUUUUGGAUUGGAAUGAAGUUCAAGAUUGAACAAAAAUGAAAAUUAAAUUAGUAGAAGUAGUGAGAUUAGCUCAUUA
Molecule: messenger RNA, 9394 nt
Organism: Dermatophagoides pteronyssinus (European house dust mite)
Lineage: Eukaryota; Metazoa; Arthropoda; Arachnida; Sarcoptiformes; Pyroglyphidae
Biological process (GO): detection of mechanical stimulus
Cellular component (GO): membrane
Molecular function (GO): calcium channel activity; protein binding
Source: RefSeq, a predicted model, not a curated record